Myiozetetes cayanensis is the source of this 2685-nucleotide messenger RNA. RefSeq names its product LIM zinc finger domain containing 1 (gene LIMS1). The coding region runs from base 109 to 1272 and encodes 387 amino acids. Gene Ontology annotation, biological process: positive regulation of integrin-mediated signaling pathway; positive regulation of substrate adhesion-dependent cell spreading; cell-cell junction organization. The record is from RefSeq and is a predicted model, not a curated record. The transcript is spliced from 10 exons. Lineage: Eukaryota; Metazoa; Chordata; Aves; Passeriformes; Tyrannidae. Gene Ontology annotation, cellular component: cell-cell junction; focal adhesion; cytoplasm.
UCGCUGGGAACUAGGGGAAGUCCAGCAUACUGUUUUGCAGGCUUUGCCUACAGCUUCUUUGCAGUAUAAGCACAGAAUAUAUACAUCCAGGAAAGCAAUCAGAGAGAGAUGGACUUCCAGCACAGAGCUCACCCAUUCCCCAUCCCAGAGGAUGAAGAGGUUGCAUACAAGGCUGUUCCCGAUGCUCACAACUCUGCAGGAAAUGAAGGCGAGAAACCAGUGUCAAAAUUGCAACGUAGGCACAGUGAAAUAAAACUCUACAAAGAGUUCUGUGACUUCUAUGCAAAAUUCAACAUGGCGAACGCGCUUGCAAAUGCCAUCUGCGAGCGCUGCAGGGGUGGCUUUGCCCCUGCUGAGAAAAUAGUCAACAGCAAUGGUGAGCUGUACCACGAGCAGUGCUUCGUCUGCGCCCAGUGCUUUCAGCAGUUCCCCGAAGGGCUCUUCUAUGAGUUUGAAGGGAGAAAGUACUGCGAACAUGAUUUUCAAAUGCUUUUUGCCCCUUGCUGCCAUGAAUGUGGUGAGUUCAUUAUUGGUCGUGUUAUUAAAGCCAUGAACAAUAGCUGGCAUCCAGAGUGCUUCUGCUGUGAUAUCUGCAAAGCAGUGUUGGCUGAUAUUGGAUUUGUCAAGAAUGCUGGCAGACAUCUCUGCCGUCCUUGCCAUAACAGGGAAAAAGCCAGAGGCCUGGGAAAGUACAUUUGCCAGAAGUGUCAUGCCAUUAUUGAUGAACAGCCUCUCAUAUUCAAAAAUGAUCCUUAUCACCCUGAUCAUUUCAACUGUGCAAACUGCGGGAAGGAACUUACUGCUGAUGCUCGUGAGCUGAAGGGAGAACUCUACUGCUUACCCUGCCAUGACAAAAUGGGUGUCCCCAUCUGUGGGGCAUGUAGAAGACCAAUUGAAGGCCGUGUGGUGAAUGCUAUGGGAAAACAAUGGCAUGUGGAGCAUUUUGUUUGUGCAAAAUGUGAAAAACCAUUCCUGGGUCAUCGUCAUUAUGAGAGAAAAGGCUUGGCAUAUUGUGAAACCCACUACAAUCAGCUAUUUGGUGAUGUUUGUUUCCAUUGCAAUCGUGUGAUUGAAGGAGAUGUUGUGUCGGCUCUGAAUAAGGCAUGGUGCGUGAACUGUUUCUCUUGUUCAACUUGCAACACUAAGUUAACACUCAAGAAUAAAUUUGUUGAGUUUGAUAUGAAGCCUGUCUGCAAAAAGUGUUAUGAGAAGUUUCCUCUAGAGCUGAAGAAAAGACUGAAGAAACUAGCUGAAACUUUGGGAAGGAAGUAAAGACUUCAUCUGCUCUCCCCUUCCUUUGUGAAAAUCUUAGAGAUAUUACUUGUUGGGGGGAGCCGGGGGACAGGCUGUGGGCUGCUUUGAGACUGCAGUCAGACAACAAAUGAUGAUGUAUGCCUUCUGUCAAACAAAAAUAUCCUAAGGUUCUCUGUUCUCUUUACAUGUAUGCUUAUUUGUUGAUAAGCAGACAAUGCUUCCAGACUAAAUUAAAUACCAGCUCACCUGAAAGGUUUCUGACCAAUAAUGCAGUUGUACUGAUGCAGGAGGCCUGUUCUGUACACUAAUCUCUGUGGAAUUUUAGAGAGUAAAUUUGCUUGUGAGCACCGGUGAAAACAAACUGUGCAAAUGUGCCCAACUUGAGGGGUAUGGAUUGUCAUUUAUGUUAAUGAAAGUAUUAACCUUCAUAUUAAGCAUGCAGACAAAACUUGUUCAACUCAUGUUGUGAUUUGGGCAAGAAAUCAAUGUACUUUGCCUCAUGGAAAAAUUCAUGCUUGGAUUUCAGGCUAGGUAGUUUUAUUAAGGAGCCUUGCUUCAGAUGGUUCAAAAACUAUCAGAUUUCUAAAUACAGUCACUGUACAAAUGACCUACUUCCAAUAGAUUAUGCUUACAUGUUGAAUGUUUGUACAUCAGGCUUAGCAUGAGAUACCUAUAUAAAAAUGUAUUCCUAUUGCAAGAAAUGAGCAUACUCAGAACUACUUGAAUUUUGCUAUAUUCCACUUAAAAUAACACAUUAACUUUUAUAUAUGCUUUAGCAUUCUAUUUACUUUUUGUGCCUUAUUCUGCUGGACCAUACAUAAUGGUGUUCCAUUAAAAUAUAUAGUUUUAUUUUUUAUUUCAUAUUUUUAUGCAGAAACUAUAUAGAAGGUAUUUUCAAAAGAUAACAUACUUUGCCUUAAUUAUAAAGGAUGUGAGAAGCAUUUUAUUUCAAAUGUGAACAUCUGAGUUUAAAACGUAGCUUCUAGACUUCAUUCAUUUUCAGAAAAAUACUGAAAAUGCAUAUUUCAGUUAACUGGCAAUAUUAUUUUUACACCUGUGAGUGUAAAUCUGCAAAGUUUGAUCCUGCUAGGAUCUGCUUCUUUAGCCAUCCUCACGUGACUGAGCUUACAAAUAAUCAAAAUUCUGUAUAACAUACAUUUAAUUGUUUUAUACUAUUGACUUCUGUCCAUGCGAAUUUGUUUUAUUUUUCCCUUUCUUAUAGAAAAUACAGUUACUUAGGACUUCCUGAUGGUACUACAUUACAAAGUACGCCAACUUUUUUUUAACUUUUUUUAUAUUAGUGAUUUAAACACAUUUUAUGUAAUUACAUAAUAGGAAGUAAAAUUUUCUUUCCUGUUUAUGAAAAAUAAGUUACUUUAAAACAUCUGCUUUCCAAUGUCAUCAAUAAAGGCCAUGUUAUUAAACCUUGUA